Messenger RNA from Brettanomyces bruxellensis, 1047 nucleotides. RefSeq lists its product as uncharacterized. The transcript has a single exon. Gene Ontology annotation, biological process: fatty acid biosynthetic process. The record is from RefSeq and is a predicted model, not a curated record. Gene Ontology annotation, molecular function: [acyl-carrier-protein] S-malonyltransferase activity. Gene Ontology annotation, cellular component: mitochondrion. Lineage: Eukaryota; Fungi; Ascomycota; Pichiomycetes; Pichiales; Pichiaceae. Bases 1 to 1047 code for a protein of 348 amino acids.
AUGCUCAAAUCAUCAGUUCGAAAAACUGUACUUUUAUGUCCAGGUCAGGGAUGCUUUGAUACGAAGGGUUUACAAAUACUAUCGAGGUUCAAAAAUUUCGACAGCGUAAAUAAGAUUCUUCGAACUGCAAAUGAUGCUCUUCCCAGUUUAGAGCUCUCAAAAUAUAUCAGACAUCCAGAACUUGUGGAAAAUGAUAACGAAGUCCAACAAAUGCUACAAAGGACAAUUGUUCAGCAACCAUUGUUGAUCCUCACAUCUGUUGUCAGCAACGAAAUUGCAAAGUUAGUGGGGAAGGUGAAUUAUGUGCAGAAGGCAGAUUUGAUGGUUGGUCAUUCUCUUGGUGAAAUAUCAGGUCUAGUUCUGCAAAAUGCAAUUCCACUUAAUGAAGGUCUCGUACUUGGUUAUAAGAGGGGAAAACUUAUGGAAGAUAUUGCUAGAGGGAGCAAUUGUAAAAACGGUCUUCAGGGAUACGGAAUGUACGCAUUAGUGUUUCAGCCAAAGCAAUACGGGGAGGUGGUAAAUUGCUUAAAAAGUAAUUCAGCAAAUAUUGCAAAUUACAACGCAUACAGCCAGGUUGUAAUCAGUGGCAAAAAAGUGGAUUUGAAAGAGCAAAUAAAGCAAGUGAAAGUGGAGGUUGGUAGGAUCCGUGCAAUUGAUUUAAAUGUCAGUAUUCCAUUUCAUCAUCCAAUGCUUGGUCAAAUCGAGAAAGAUCUCAGGAAUGCAUUUGGAAUGGCAAAGGUGAGACCAGGAGAGUUAGAAAUUCCGAUGAUUUCAGAUCUUGAUGCUAAACUAGCAACAACAAGCGAGGAACAAGUCGAUAAGGUGAUUAAAGUGACAUCAAGGCCUGUGAAGUUCUCAAAAUGCCUCGAAACAUUUUGCUAUAAAAGCGAUAAAGAGAAACCGGAUGUGUCGUAUGAUUUUGUGAGUUACGGAACUUCCACAUACGGAUUGGUUAAAAGAUUCUUUAAGGAUCUUGAAAAAAGAGGAAGGAAGUCUGAAAUUCCAGAGUAUACAAACAUAAUGAUCAGCGACUCGUUUGGGAAAUAG